Messenger RNA from Armigeres subalbatus, 514 nucleotides. RefSeq lists its product as uncharacterized. The coding region runs from base 60 to 392 and encodes 110 amino acids. Lineage: Eukaryota; Metazoa; Arthropoda; Insecta; Diptera; Culicidae. The record is from RefSeq and is a predicted model, not a curated record. The transcript is spliced from 2 exons.
GAAUAUGACUGUUCAACUUCUUAGUUCUACGAGAUUUGAUCGAAUCAGUAGUGUGGAAGAUGAGGGUUUUAGUCGGUUGUUUGGUACUGUUAGCAAUAUUCCAAGCAGGACAAUCUCAUUCGCUUCCACGGGAGCGACGCCAGUCAAGUUCAUCCUCGGUUAUGGCCAUCGAUGAAAGCAACGACAACCGUGCCGCCAUUCCAGGGCUUAGCGAGAUACAAACAGCCAUCGAAGUGGCACAAUUUCUUAUCAGCGUAGGCCAACAGGUGCUACCGACGAUAUUGCAGAACCUGACUCCUCCGAGCGGCGGCGGCGAAGGCAUUCGAAUGAACGAGAUGCAGCUGAUCCGUAUGGUGCGUCAGCGAAUGAUGGCAAACGACGAGGGUUCAUGAUGAUAUUAGGGAUUGAAGGAGUAGAUUUCGAAAAAUAAUUUGUGUAUCAAAAAGAUGCCUACAAACGCAUUGGAAACCGUCAAGUAAGCUUCAAACGAAAAACAAAUUCGAAAGAAAUAAAU